Messenger RNA from Aureobasidium vineae, 822 nucleotides. The record is from the annotation of a GenBank genome assembly. Lineage: Eukaryota; Fungi; Ascomycota; Dothideomycetes; Dothideales; Saccotheciaceae.
AUGACAGCACAAGACAAAGUUAAGGAGACCGUUCGCGAGGAGGCGCAGAGAGUGGCCGAGCUGGCACAAGAUGCUGCUCAGUCUGGAGCCUACCUCUACCCCAUCAGACGCGAGCUUUGGAAGCCCCUCGCAUCCAAGCUGCUCCCAACCAUCGCUCUCGGCAUCACCACCCUCGCCAGUGUCUUCUUCUUCGGAUACCUUCCCCAAGCCGCUAUCCUGGCCGUCUUCAACGGUCCUUUGGCCGCCGUCAAUGCCGCUUUGCUCUGUCUGAACGAGAGCAGCACCAUCUUCAACACCCUCUCCAAGACAUUCCUCGUCGAGGACAGCCUGAUCGACACCUUCGACGGUACCCUUGUCGCCAAGGGCGAGGCCGAGCUCGUCUCCAAGGAGCGCAAGGUCGGCCGCGGUGGUGAUGCCAUUGGUCGUCUCGGUAAACUCGUCUCCAAGCCAUUCGCCAAAUUCGCUCCCAGCGCCAUCAUCAGAUACGUCAUGUACCUGCCUCUCAACUUCAUUCCUGUCGUCGGUACCGUCAUGUUCAUCUUGCUUCAGGGCAAGCGUGCUGGCCCUGCUGCUCAUGCCAGAUACUUCCAGCUGAAGGGUAUGGGCAAGGCUCGUCAGGAGGAGUGGAUCGAGAAGAGACAGGGCGCAUACACAGGCUUCGGAACCGUUGCUACUCUGCUGGAGCUUGUCCCCAUCGCUGGCGUCUUCUUUGCCUUCACCAACACCACCGGUGCUGCUCUUUGGGCUGCUGAUCUCGAAUCUAGAAGCAACGAGAACCAGUCUACUGCUCAGCUCAGAGACCAGUCAAAGAAGGCCCUUUGA